Molecule: messenger RNA, 1809 nt
Organism: Aedes albopictus (Asian tiger mosquito)
Lineage: Eukaryota; Metazoa; Arthropoda; Insecta; Diptera; Culicidae
Exons: 1
Coding region: 61-1809 (582 amino acids)
Biological process (GO): DNA integration
Molecular function (GO): nucleic acid binding
Source: RefSeq, a predicted model, not a curated record
UAUGGUCAAAUCGAGAAGAAAGCGCUCGCGUUGGUGUUUGCAGUUACCCGUUUCCACAAGAUGAUGUUCGGUCGCAGAUUCGUGCUACAGACCGACCACAAGCCCCUUCUCAAAAUUUUCGGCAGCAAGAAAGGCAUUCCCGUCUACACGGCAAAUCGUCUCCAGCGCUGGGCGCUUACGAUGUUGCUGUACGACUUCGAUAUCCAGUUCGUUCCAACGGCUAGUUUUGGACAUGCUGACCUGCUGUCACGCUUGAUGAGCUGCCACAGCAAACCGGACGAGGAAUACGUUAUCGCUGCUCUUCAGACGGAAACCGACGUGAAGGCAAUCCUCGACGACUCUACUUCCCAUUUGCCUGUCACAGCACAAAUGAUCGCCAAGGAAACGCAAGACGACCCGGUCCUCCAAGAGGUAAUCAACCACAUCAGUAACGGCUGGCCGAGCACGGCAAGCGAGCUCCACACUCCAGCUGUACGACAAUUCUACUCGCGAAGAGAAGGUCUUCAAGUUACCCAGGACUGCAUCAUGUUCGGCGAUCGAGUUGUGGUCCCUGAACGGUUCCGCAAACGCAUCAUCCGGCAACUCCACCGUGGACACCCCGGGAUCGAUCGGAUGAAAUCACUCGCAAGAAGUUUCGUGUACUGGCCGCACAUCGACAAGGACGUUGAAUCGUUUGUGCGCCAGUGUCGUUCCUGUGCUGCUGCUGCAAAAUUGCCCCGCAAGACUACCCUAUCAUCAUGGCUGAUACCAACGAAACCAUGGGAAAGGAUUCAUAUCGACUACGCAGGACCGGUCGAUGGUUACUUCUACCUUGUCGUGGUAGAUGCCUACUCAAAAUGGCCGGAAAUUUUCAGGACCCGUAGCACCACUACCACAGCGACGCUGGAGCUGCUACAAGAAACUUUCGCAAGAUAUGGCAACCCACAUACUCUUGUGUCCGACAAUGGUACCCAGUUCGUCAGCGCCAGUUUCAAGCUUUUCUGUGACGAAAAUGGUAUCCAGCAUCUGACGACAGCGCCGUAUCACCCACAAUCGAACGGACAAGCAGAACGUUUCGUCGACACCUUGAAGAGAGGAUUGAAGAAACUUGCCGAAGGGGAAAAGACGGUGACGUUCCAGCAUCUUCAGACGUUCCUAUCCGUUUACCGGUCAACACCAAACCGAAACGCUCCGGAUGGUAAAUCUCCUGCGCACCUGUUCCUAGGACGAGAAAUGCGGACAUCCCUGGAUCUCUUGAAGCCGAGUUCUCCGCGUCCAACCCUGGUCAACGAGAAGCAGAACGACCAGUUCAACCGAAGACACGGAGCGGUCAAAAGAGCCUUCAAUCCGGACGACCUGGUGUACGCGCAAGUACAUCGCCGAAACAAAACCGAAUGGGUUCCUGAACAGGUCAUCGAACGCAAGGGAUCAGUGGACUAUACUGUGUUACUCGAAAACGGACGCCUCAUCCGAGUACAUACGAAUCAGCUACGCCACCGGUUCUCGGAUGCAAGUGCAGCCGUUUUUACACCCAACAACCAACUCCCUUUUGCACUUCUCCUCGACGAAUUCCAAAUCCAAGUUCCAACACCAGUGGUUCUUGAAGAUCCGUUAGAAGAACUGGUUCCCGACGCAGCAAAUGUUCCAGCUGACGAUGACGAUGGAAAUCAGGACGUGAUGAGCCCGAGGUUCCCACCAGUAUUGGUUCGCCGGAACCAGCUCGACCAGGAAGAUAUCGCAGGCUACCAGCUCGGCUUGCGCCCUACGAUCUCUUUUAAAAGGGGGAGAUGUUAUGCCACCAGCGUGUGCAUGACGAAAUAUAGAUCGUAG